This is a messenger RNA of Penicillium alfredii, 2769 nucleotides long. RefSeq lists its product as uncharacterized. Lineage: Eukaryota; Fungi; Ascomycota; Eurotiomycetes; Eurotiales; Aspergillaceae. Gene Ontology annotation, biological process: regulation of transcription by RNA polymerase II. Gene Ontology annotation, molecular function: transcription coregulator activity. The transcript has 2 exons. The record is from RefSeq and is a predicted model, not a curated record. Gene Ontology annotation, cellular component: SAGA complex. The coding region runs from base 1 to 2769 and encodes 922 amino acids.
AUGAUGGCUACCGCGGUCUCGAAGCCGACCUCGCAUACCCCGAAGAUGAAGCGACCGCCCCCACCUUUCUCCCAGGCCGGGGUCAACGGCGUCAAAGCUCAGCAGCCCUCAUCUUCACCGCCAACCGCCUCAAAACGCCCGCCGGCCAGUGUACCUGCUGGUAUGAGUCCCAAUCUGGCCAAUGGCGUGCCCAAUGUGGCGAAUCCCGCCAAGGGCCCGCUGAGCCGCACCAGGAAUCAGUCGCAAAGACCCGGUGAUCCAGCCUCGCGGAUGGGUCGGCCGGUAACGAGGACAGCGUUAAUGGAUAGUGAACGUCGUGCUGGGAAAAGGUUCCCGGAGCCAUAUGUCAAAACUACCCCUUAUAUCCUCAAGAAAUACGCAACAAGCCCCCCAUCUCUCAUUGUGCAUUUACAUCCAACGCAUUUUCGUUUCGAGCAGCAAGACGGCAGCUUUCCCUACAAUUCCGAGAUGAAGGUUAUCAUCGAACACAUUCGCACGGGGACUGUUCCACAUGAUCUCAUCGAAGAGCUUCUGCGGUCUGGUGUGCGGUUCUAUGAAGGCUGCCUCAUCGUUCGCGUGGUUGACCACAAAUCCGUGUCGGCUCAAGCCAGGAAAGCCUCCGCGUCCUCAUCCACCGAGAACAGCACGCCGUUCUCACUCCACAACUACAAUGAACAUGUUACACCAUCAGCAUUCGUUCCAUAUCCCAAACAAAACCAGCUUACAUCCGAUACACAAGGCGGGAAGCCUUCCACCCAAAAUCAAUCUGAUGACCAGACCAAUGACGAGGCUUCCGAACAAACGCAGCGCAAGAGUGCUCCUCCGAUGCCUCGAGUUUUCACCACGGUGCUCCACCCCACGGCUCAAACCCUGCAAGCAGAAUUGACCCUACUUAUUACCACACCGGAUCCGAAGGCCGCAAGAGCAUCGGCCCCUAAUCAACUAUCACACACCCAGUCUUCAUCAAUUGUCCCGCAGUCUCCGGCCAACGGGAACCAGUCUGAUCGCGAACCCCCUGCAAAAAGACAGAAGACCUUGGUCGAGCCCCAGGAUCUUCCGGAAUGCGAAUCCAAGUUGAUACGUGCAUUAGCGCCACCUCUUUUCUUGGAGCCUCUGCGAAACCUCGAAGGCACACAAGAUUUGCUGAAGUUUCUGGAAAGCCCGCUUCAUCGCGACCCGCCACCGUCGCCCAAGCGUCGCAAGCGAACCGUUGCCGAGCUUGCCGCCGAUGAGGCAUUGGCAGCUGAGGAGGAGAGAUUUAUGCUCAUCAUGGACGAGCGUCUGGAGCCUACGGCAUCUGGUACUGCUGGGGCCUCGAAGGCUGCGGCCGUGGAUGAUACGGGUGGUGUGGCACCUUUCGAGCCACGAUUCUCUCGGUUCAAGACCCUUGAGACGAUUCGCAUGCAACACGAGGAGAAUGCUAAACGAGAACACGAGAUGAAACUUAAGCAGGAGCUGGCCAAGAGGCAGCAGCAGGAGCAGGAGAAGGAGCGGCGUCAGGUAAUCGAGCAGCGGCAGGCCGAGGAGCACGCCAAAGAAGAAGCACGGAGACAGAAAAUGGCCGCGCAGCAUGCGCAGGCUCAGCUUGCCGCUCAGCAGCACAACAGGCAUGUCAUUGCUCAACCAAACGGUGUCAGCCAAGGACAGCAGUCAUCGCCUAUUGUACGCCACCAAACCCCACACAGCACUUCGUCACCGUUGGUUGGGAAUUCCAUGGCAACACAGGCGGUUCCCAUGAGUAUCACCGCAUCUCAAGGAUCGGGAAGCCCACCCCGACCUCCAUCUGCGCUGCAGCAUGCACACCCCAAUGUCAUGAGCCAUCCGAUGGCGCCUUCGAGGAGCCAGCAAGGGCCCAGUCGGCAUGGAACCCCACAGAUGGCACAUGGCACGCCAGCUGUGUCGCACGCCACCCCGAUCAUGCGAAACGUCACUCCAACCCAGCGGAUGGGUCAUGGCAGCCCCAACCACUCGAUGGCUCAGACGCCAGUCAUGAAUCAGCCCAUGGGGGCCACUCCCCAGAUGAACGGUGGCAUGGGUCUCACGCCACAGCAGCAGAUGUUGCUGCAGCAGAGACAACAGCAACUUCUCGCGCAGCAGGGGCACCUCGGACACUCGCAAUUUACGCCUCAACAGCUUGCCCAGAUGCAGGCCAAUGCCCACGCUCAGCAGAAUAUCCAGUCACAUCAGCAGCAGAUGUUGCAGGCGCAGCAGCACCAGCAGCACCCGCAACAUCAGCAAAACCAACCCGUGCAAAAAGUGCCACAGCACACCCAGCAAGCCUACCAGGCUCAGCUUAUGCGCGCUCAGUAUGCGCAGAUGCAAAUGGUCAAGCAGCAGCAAGGCCAGCAACAAAUCCAGCCGCAGGGCCAACAGAACCAGGCCCACCAUGGCAGCCCGCAGAUGACGCCUCAGCAACAGCAACAGCAGAUGCUGAUGGCAGCGGCGCAGGCCAACGGUGGGCAGGUCCCGCCCAACAUGCAGGGGGUCAAUAUUGGACAGCGAUACCACCAUCUCUACCAGCAAAGACUGCUCCGUCUACGACAGGAGAUGUCCCAGCGCUAUCUCUCGCAAUACGGGCCGCCGACACAGUAUCCACCCCAGCUGGCGCAGCAGUACGGCCCAGGACUGGAGAAGAAUGCCAAGGCAUGGAUUCAGGAUCUCAUGCGGCGCGAUCGAGAAGCUGCCCAGCAACAUCGCGUCAACCAGGCGGCUAUGCAGGCCCAACAUAUGCAACAGCAGAAUAUGAUGCACAACGGGAUGGGAAAUUGA